ACUUCGUUCCUGUCACUUUUAUGCUUCCGGCUGAUUAUAAUUUAUUUGUUGAAGAAUUCCGAAAAAACCCUUCCAGUACAUGGAUUAUGAAACCUUGUGGAAAAGCUCAAGGGAAAGGAAUUUUUCUCAUCAAUAAGCUUUCCCAAAUUAAAAAAUGGUCUCGAGACAGCAAAACAUCUACGUUUGUAUCUCAGUCCACCAAAGAAGCCUACGUGAUUUCCCUGUAUAUCAGCAAUCCACUUCUGAUUGGUGGGAAGAAAUUUGAUCUACGCUUGUAUGUAUUAGUAUCUACGUACCGUCCUUUGAGGUGCUAUAUGUAUAAACUUGGGUUUUGCCGAUUUUGCACAGUAAAAUAUACCCCAAGUACAAGCGAAUUGGAUAACAUGUUUGUCCAUCUUACAAAUGUUGCCAUUCAGAAACAUGGGGAUGAUUACAACCACAUCCAUGGUGGCAAAUGGACAGUCAAUAAUUUGCGUUUGUAUUUAGAAAGCACUCGAGGGAAAGAUGUCACAAACAAGCUGUUUGAUGAAAUACAUUGGAUAAUUGUACAAUCAUUGAAAGCAGUUGCACCUGUGAUGAACAAUGAUAAACAUUGCUUUGAAUGCUACGGAUAUGACAUCAUUAUUGAUGACAAGCUUAAGCCUUGGCUUAUUGAGAUUGUCAAUCAUUUCCCUAACCAUUACGAGCUGACCCGGAAGGACUUAAUGGUGAAAAAUAUUAAAAGGUACAGAAAAGAACUGGAAAAAGAAGGUAGUCCUCUUGCAGAGAAGGAUGAAAAUGGAAAAUACCUUUAUUUAGGUACUGCUGCAAUUAGCGGGAAGCAACAGGAGCACACAGCCAUGGCAGUCAAAAAACCUUACAAACCAACUGAGGAUUAA
Molecule: messenger RNA, 878 nt
Organism: Thamnophis sirtalis
Lineage: Eukaryota; Metazoa; Chordata; Lepidosauria; Squamata; Natricidae
Source: RefSeq, a predicted model, not a curated record